AUGACUGUGCCAACGAAAACUCAAUAUUCCAUUCUUGUCAUCAACCCCAACACUUCAACGCACAUGACCAAUGCUUUGAUACCCAUACUGGAUAAUCUCGGGCAUGGAGGCAUACAAUUCGACUACUUCACAGCUCCAGCAUCCGAAUCAGUCACGCUCCCCGAUGGAAGAGUGGUAGAAGGAGUGCCCAGUAUUGACUCUGGUGAAGAUUCUGUCAAGUCAGCCUUUUAUUGCAUGCCCUUCCUAGAGCAACUGGUGUCCGAGUAUGAUGGCUUCAUUGUCGCCUGCUUCUCAGCUCAUCCCCUCGUUGGUAUGCUCAAAGAAAAAGUCAGAUCCAUCGAAGACGCAGAGUCAUCGGGAGUUCCCUCGGAACUGAAGGUCAAGAGAAAGUACGUGACGGGUAUCUUUGAAGCGGCAGUUCUUGCUGCUCUCGGCGUGAUUAGUUCAUUUCAAGCCACUCCGGGCCCAGAUUUCAGCAAGGCCCAAUCUCGAGAUACGUUCGGCAUAAUUUCGACCGGUAAAGUCUGGGAGACUGAACUCAGCAAAGCGGUCGCUGACAUGCUCGGCAACUCGGGAGAUUCCACAUCCACUGGUCGGUUUGCCGGGGUUGAAACAACUGGACUGACGGCCGUCGAACUACACACCACCCCUCCCCAAGAAGUGAGAAGGAGACUGGUCGAAGCGACAGAACGGCUUUUGAAGAAGGCAGCCCAUCCUGUUGGUGCGAUAUGCAUGGGCUGUGCCGGCAUGGUGGGCAUGGAAGACGCAAUAAGAGAGGGAUGUGUCAGAGCAUACGGACGACAAAAAGGCAGUCAAGUCAGAAUAGUCGACGGCGUUAUUGCUGGAGCGGGGAUGCUUGCAACGGCUUGCAAAGCCGGUUUCUAG
Messenger RNA from Aspergillus tubingensis, 885 nucleotides. Its product is annotated as aspartate/glutamate racemase family protein. Lineage: Eukaryota; Fungi; Ascomycota; Eurotiomycetes; Eurotiales; Aspergillaceae. The transcript has a single exon. The coding region runs from base 1 to 885 and encodes 294 amino acids. The record is from RefSeq and is a predicted model, not a curated record.